ACUCCUUCGCCUUUUCUUGUCUGCAGGUCAACACCAGUGUAGAAACGAUGAGAAACUGUUGUUUUUGUUGUUGUGAAGCGUGUGAGCAUGAAGGCUUCUUCCUGCGUAAUGAUAUGGGAAGCGGGGAGGGCCCUCGGGGCGAGCACACCCCUACAGCUUGUGUCAGAGUAUUUCAGAACUGCGGCCAGCAUUUAGUCAUUCUGCAUGAAAGCUACACGCGCACGAUUGUCCACUGAAGUCCACUGUAACUUUUGGACUAUAGGGGAAUAUUUUUCAUUUUCCUACCGAAACGAGGACCGCGAUUAUUUAACUUCUUUAAUCUCCGGUGAAACUGUGCGUCGUGACCACAGGAUACUUUUACGCACAGUUUUUUAACACUCCCAGAGGACAAUGCCUCGAUCUUUCUUGGUCAAAAAGUACUUCGCUAAACAAAAGCCAAACUACAGUGAACUGGAAUGUCAGAAUGAGGCUUCAUUAGAGAGGUAUGCUCUUGCUGAGCUCUCCUCAGGGGACAACUCAUCUGCUGCCACCUGUUUCACAACAGGUCUGGUGUGGGACCUCAGUGUCCUACCUGCCCUCUACCUGCCCACCUCCCAAACAGAGCCCUCUGCCCCCUCAGGACCCCUAGACCUCAGCUCCCCAUCCAGCCUCAGCAGCAGUGCCAGCAGCAGCGGAGAGGAGGAUGAAGGACGCACAUCAGACCCCCCCAGCCCUGAACCCGUACACACAUAUGCCCCUCGCCAGCGGAUGAAAUGCACUGGCGUUAUGGUUCAUGUCAGUCCCCCAGGGGAAGAGGAGAGAGAGGCCCCUGUCACAGCAGCCAGACCAGCGUUCCUCUGCAAACACUGCCCCAAAGAGUACACAAGCCUGGGCGCUCUGAAGAUGCACAUCCGCUCACACACCCUGCCCUGUGUGUGUACCACCUGUGGAAAGGCUUUCUCCAGGCCUUGGCUUCUGCGUGGCCACAUCCGCACACACACAGGUGAGCGCCCAUUCUCGUGCCCCCACUGCAACCGGGCAUUCGCUGACCGCUCCAACCUGCGGGCUCAUCUGCAGACCCAUGCCGAGGUGAAGAAGUACCAGUGUGGUAUCUGCUCUCGCACCUUUAGCCGCAUGUCUUUGUUGCAGAAACACAGCUCCUCAGGGUGUUGUUCUACCACGGUGUGAGGCGUCAUGGAAAGAGACAGAGG
This is a messenger RNA of Monopterus albus (swamp eel), 1190 nucleotides long. RefSeq names its product snail family zinc finger 1a (gene snai1a). Gene Ontology annotation, biological process: regulation of transcription by RNA polymerase II. The transcript has 3 exons. Gene Ontology annotation, molecular function: RNA polymerase II cis-regulatory region sequence-specific DNA binding; DNA-binding transcription factor activity, RNA polymerase II-specific. Bases 391 to 1167 code for a protein of 258 amino acids. NCBI's taxonomy places the organism in Eukaryota, Metazoa, Chordata, Actinopteri, Synbranchiformes, Synbranchidae. The record is from RefSeq and is a predicted model, not a curated record.